AUGAAGUGGAUGUUCAAGGAGGACCGCUUGCCGGAACACAGAUGCGUGGAAUCUGCGAAGACCCAAGUGAAACAUCCCGACCGGGUUCCAGUGACUGUGGAAAAAGUCUCAGGCUCUCAGAUUGUUGACAAUGACAAACGGAAGUAUCUAGUUCCAUCUGACAUCAGUGUGGCUCAGUUCAUGUGGCUCAUCAGGAAAAGGAUCCAGCUUCCUUCUGAAAAGGCAAGCUUCCUGUUUGUGUGUAAAACAGUCCCACAGUCCAGCCUAACUACGAGACAACUUUAG
This is a messenger RNA of Zalophus californianus (California sea lion), 285 nucleotides long. RefSeq names its product gamma-aminobutyric acid receptor-associated protein-like 2. Gene Ontology annotation, molecular function: ubiquitin protein ligase binding. Gene Ontology annotation, biological process: cellular response to nitrogen starvation; autophagosome assembly; autophagy of mitochondrion. Gene Ontology annotation, cellular component: autophagosome membrane; cytosol; autophagosome. Bases 1 to 285 code for a protein of 94 amino acids. The transcript has a single exon. The record is from RefSeq and is a predicted model, not a curated record. Lineage: Eukaryota; Metazoa; Chordata; Mammalia; Carnivora; Otariidae.